UUCUUGCCAGCUACUCGGGACCUUCAUUUUAUACAGAAACGAACUUUACAACAAAGAGGUACAAGAGAAACAUUUCUCCUGUCAUCCCUGGGUUACCUGUAACUGUGCUGUAGCUGUGCGAUCCGGUCGAGAUAUUUUUACUGUAGACGUUUGUAGAGGAGAAAAGGCAAUAAUCAAUUUUCCACUCUGUGAUGACAAAAUACUGAAAGUCAGAAAGCAAAGUGAUCGUGUGUAUAAGGUCGUACUGCCAACAGGAACCAUCGUUGAAAUUUCAAUUAGAACUUGGAAUAGAGUUUUGAUUCUAGACGUAAUAAUCACAGCGUCAGCAUCGGAUGUGAAGAACAGUCGCGGCCUGUGUGGAAUAUUAGAUGGAAGCUCUGAUAAUGAUUUUCUUGGGCCAGACAACGUUACCACAUACUAUGACAGUGAUAGUUUUUCCAGAUCUUGGCUGGUGAACGACAAUGAAAAUUUAUUAAUUGAAAGCAACGCCAUGUACAAAGGACUGAAGUCUAUUUCACAUACUCUGACGCGAGUUUGUAACUGUACAAAUGCUACUGGUGAAUGGAAAAUAUCCUGCAAUUAUGGAACACACAAAGAUUGUAAAUUUAACACAGGAAAACAAUUUUUCUGUGUCUUGAAUCAAGAGGGAUCACGACGGCGGAAACGGGACCUAACUUAUCUAUAUUCAAAAGCUAUUGCGGAAGAAACUUUUAAUUUUGGACCAUUGAAUGCAAGGAGGAGGAAAAGACAGACAGUGAUGUCUUUUAUGGAAGCAAAAAAUGUUUGUCUGACGGCGUUUGAGAAAUCUGUACCGUUUAGGAACUGCAAAAAGUAUGUCUCAAGUUUGGGCAACUCUUCACUGUCUAGCUGUAUUUCAGAUCUCAGAUUUACAGGAGAUGCAAGCUUCACGGCAAUUCACGUAGAGGUGGCCCUAGAACAAUGUUCAACGUUUAUCGUACUUAAUUCUACCUUUCAAGAAGUCGAGAAAGAUAUAACACACCAAAUACAAUCAUUAUGCCCUUCAAACUGCAGUGGAAAUGGUGUCUGUAAUAAAGGAAACUGCACAUGUAACCCUAGAUAUGCCGGAAGUGACUGUUCCUUUGAUUUACUCGGUCCUCCUACAAUAACUCUGAUCUCAAACUUUGGCUUCUGUGAUAAAUCAGAGGAAGAUUGUGAUGAAAUAACUCUCUAUGGCAGAUAUUUCUUGGAGAAUAUGAAUACACGUUGUUACACAACUAGAAGAAGGAUCACAGAAAAUGGUUCCUCUGUGAUGCUUGAUUACUUUGAAAAAAAUUUAGAGGAGAGAACCCUGUUUGAAGGAUAUUGUCCAUUGGAAUAUGCCACCACACCAACUUGGGUGACAUUUUUUACGUUUAACGUCUCAAAUGAUGGCAGACACUUCACAGAGAACUACAACGUGUACACAUACCAAUCUUUGUGUCAGGAAUUCCAUAAUGAUAGUGGGAAAAUAUCAUUCACUUUUAAGGACGGCUACUGUUUUGUUGAUGGCCGUUGCAUUGCCAAUGGUAAAAGUAAUCCUAAAAAUGAAUGUGACAUUUGCAAUGUUGCCAAGGAUAAAUACAGCUGGACAUUUAAUGAGGGACAUUGUUAUAUAAAAGGGAGAUGCAUUGCAGACGGAGAAGUGAAUUUAGCAAAUCUGUGCGAAGUUUGUAAUACGUCAAAAAGCUUAACAUCCUGGUCAAUUAGCUCAGACUUUUGCUUCAUCAAUAACACCUGUAACUUUGAUGGCGAAAAUAGAGAAAACAAAGAAUGUGAAAUUUGCAACAUCAUUAAAAAUAGACAUGGAUGGACAUUUACUGAAGAUGAAUUUUGCGUUAUCAAUGGAAGUUGUGUCCGUAAAGACGAACAUGCUGCUGAACAAGAAUGUAAAGUUUGUAACCCCGCAUUAAAAAUAAAUGACUGGUCAUUUGAUUCAGGCUGUAGUAUAACACCAAAACGAACAAGUACAGAGUUUACAACUAGUGAAUCUACGAUUGCGACGACGGAAUCGUUUAUAUCCACAACAGCCAACGAGUCAACAAAAUCCCAAAAAAUCACAACCGAACUUACAAAGUCAUCCGAAACACCUGUGUCAACAGCAUCUUCCGAAACAAGUACAACUGAAAUUAAAUUACCAACAACAAAAACAACAACACAACCAUUGACAACAAAAGCGCCAACGGACGUGAAAAAAGAAACAACAGAGAUUGGUUUAAAACCAACAACAACAAAGGAACCAAUGAAGAAAAAAACUACAAAAAUAGAAAUAGAACCAACAACAACUAAGGCGCCAAUGAAUAAGGAACCAAAAGAUACAACUGUUGAAAUAAAAACAACAAAGGCACCAAUAGAGAAAACAACGAGAAAUACAGAGAGAGAACCAGCAUCGACCAAGGAAUUAAUGAAUAAUGAAACAAAAAAGACAACUGUCGAACCGAAAACAACAAAGGAACCGAUGAAAGAGACAACAAAAACAGAAAUAGAACAUACAACAACAAAGGCAUCUAUGAAGAAAACAACAACUAUGAAGGAAACGAAAAAAGAAACAACAGAGACAAUUGUAGGAACGACUUCAAGACAUGCACAAAUAAAGAAAGAAACAGCUAAGAAAGAAGUAUAUCAGACAAUAACAAAGGCACCGACUAUAGAAUCGACGAAAAUAACAAAUGCACCAAUGAAGAAAGAAACAAUAAAGGCAGAAAUAGAACCAACAACAAAUGCAUCAAUGAAUAAAGAAACAGUCAGGACAGUUGUCGAACCGAAAACAACAAAGGCACCAAUGAAGAAAGAAACAAUAAAAACAACUUCUCAUAUCUCAAAAGGAUUCUCACGACAAACAAAUUUUACUGAAGUUUUAACUUCUUUUUCAACAUGUAAGAAUUUUAAGUUUAUUUUAUAA
Messenger RNA from Saccostrea echinata, 2899 nucleotides. RefSeq lists its product as uncharacterized. The record is from RefSeq and is a predicted model, not a curated record. NCBI's taxonomy places the organism in Eukaryota, Metazoa, Mollusca, Bivalvia, Ostreida, Ostreidae. The coding region runs from base 491 to 2899 and encodes 802 amino acids. The transcript has 13 exons.